CGCUUGACGCCGCGCGCAGCGUAAGGGCAAGAGGGCCGGCUGCAGAGGGGGGGUGUUAUUUUUUUUUCCCCCUCUCGUUUUCGUCGUCUCCGAAGGUGAGUGAGGGCGAAUAUUUAUGUCGGGGGAGGGGGAACUAUAUCCCCCCCCACGGGUCCGCUGCAUAUGUGGGAGUCAAAGUGCUAGCUCUGCAGGUGAAUCCGAAAAGGUGAGAGGGGACGAGCGAGGAGAGAGGAGCGCCUGUCCCAAAGGCGAAGAGAACGUCCCGAAAAGAGGAGGCGCGGCAGAGAUGACACCCGUCACUCGUCAAGAAGUCCUGGGUCUUUACCGCAAAGUAUUCCGAAUAGCCAAAACAUGGCAGUCAGCAUCUGGACAGAUGAAAGAGACGGAGAAAGAAAAACAGUAUAUUAUCAGCGAAGCUAAAACGUUGUUCCAGAAGAAUCGAAAUCUAACAGAUCCCGAGCUGAUUAAACAAUGCGUACAGGAGUGCAAGGCGAGAAUAGAGCUCGGACUUCAUUAUCGCAACCCGUAUCCAAGGCCUAUUCAUUUGCCACCCAUGGGCCUCGCCCUGCCACAAGCCCGGGCGUUUCGGCAUCAGGAGAAGCUAAGGAAAAUCUCUAAACCGGUUUAUUUAAAAUCUCACGAUGAAAUUUCAUAGCCCCCUAAUCAAGCUGGGGUUGAUAUCGUCAAAGGCUAUCUGGCUGAUGCGCUUGGCAUGAACGACAGGCGAAAAUGAAAUUGGUAUGGUUACCACCGGGUGAUUUUUUGGAGGGGUUUUGUUUCCAAGGUUCGGGACUCCACUUGGUCCCAAGGAGAGAGGAGAAGGAUGAGCUAAAAUUGCCCUCUGUGAAAGAAUUGUGAAAGCAUUGUGGGAAAAUAAAAAAAAAAAUUAGGAAAAAAAACCUCAAGAUCUCUGACCAGCCUUUUGUUGUACUUGGCUACAUAACCUCAUGUGCUAUUGAUAUAUAUAUAUU
Molecule: messenger RNA, 971 nt
Organism: Protobothrops mucrosquamatus (brown spotted pit viper)
Lineage: Eukaryota; Metazoa; Chordata; Lepidosauria; Squamata; Viperidae
Gene: LYRM1
Product: LYR motif containing 1
Exons: 4
Coding region: 116-655 (179 amino acids)
Cellular component (GO): mitochondrion
Source: RefSeq, a predicted model, not a curated record